Molecule: messenger RNA, 647 nt
Organism: Zychaea mexicana
Lineage: Eukaryota; Fungi; Mucoromycota; Mucoromycetes; Mucorales; Lichtheimiaceae
Product: high mobility group box-domain-containing protein
Exons: 1
Coding region: 72-647 (191 amino acids)
Biological process (GO): regulation of DNA-templated transcription; cell differentiation; anatomical structure morphogenesis
Molecular function (GO): DNA-binding transcription factor activity, RNA polymerase II-specific; RNA polymerase II cis-regulatory region sequence-specific DNA binding
Source: RefSeq, a predicted model, not a curated record
GUCCUCGUAGCAAUAUUAACAGCGGAACCUACCACGAACACUCUUUCUUCUCUUUAUACAAUAUCACUGUAAUGCAAAGCUUUAUGUUUGUUAACGAGUUUAAGAGCUCAUACUCGUUUUCUUCUCGAGAGCAUGGCUGUACAAUAUCCCCAUCUGUCAAUCGACUUCGACGCAAACGGGCUUUGGUGUGGAAUAGUAAGAAAGUGCCCAGACCGCAAAAUGCUUUUAUGCUGUACCUUCAAGCAGUACGCCCCAGUAUACUUUCUCAAGACCCAAAACUACACAACAAGGAUAUCUCAAGGAAAGCUGGAGAACUAUGGAAAAAAGAACCGGAAGAAAUUAAAAAGCAUUUUGAGCGAAAAGCCGAUGAAGAAAAACUGUACCAUUCUCAAGCACACCCUGGCUACAAAUAUCGACCGCAACAGAAAAAGCGAAGUUACGAAAACCCUUCACGAGAGCAAAAGACGGAAGAAGCCGUGCCCUGUCAACCUGGUGAAAGCACCGGCGAAGACACCUUUAAGCAAGCUUAUGAAAAGCAAGAUCUUCUAGCGAACUCGCCACCAUCACAGUGCCUAGACGCGACCAUAGUACAAACCUUUUUCGAUCAGACGACUUACGCCUGGUACAACGAUAACAUUUUAUUGUAA